This is a messenger RNA of Ahaetulla prasina, 2428 nucleotides long. RefSeq lists its product as uncharacterized. The transcript is spliced from 2 exons. The record is from RefSeq and is a predicted model, not a curated record. NCBI's taxonomy places the organism in Eukaryota, Metazoa, Chordata, Lepidosauria, Squamata, Colubridae. Bases 237 to 1604 code for a protein of 455 amino acids.
AAAUCUCUGGUACCUUUCCUUUUAAAACAGUUGUUUCUUGUCCCACUGUUGGAUGCAAUGGUUUUGGUCAGGCUAAUCGUUCUUCUCUAGGCAUAACGGGCCUUUUUAAAAACCCGCACGCCUCCCUUAGGCUUCUGAUAAAAUGCAAAGUUGACGGACUGGCAACGGGGCACCGAUCUUCUUCGGGUUUCCUCUGCACAGGAAUUUGGUCUAGGGGGUUCCGGCCCCUGCCGAGCAUGGAAGCUGCAGAACGGCCCCGCUUGCCAGAGAGCAGCAGCGGGACACAAAGUAAACAGCCCCCACACCUCCGAAAGACCUCCAAAAUGUCCCACCACGCUUGGACUUCAAUGGCGGAGCAGGAGGCUGGUGCCAGCCCCUCGGUAAAGGGCAGAACGGGCCCCAUUCAGGUGUCCACGAGAGAAAUACAACUGAGCCGAAGCCUGGAAGAGAGAGGAACAGGUGUGCAGAUGUCCGGAAAGGGCCCAGAGGGGCCGGUGUUUCCAAAGCAAUGCUCGGAAGAAGGCAGGAAGGGGAAUGCUCUUUGGUACAGGUUGGAAGAAGCUGAGCUCAGCAUCGUCACCAGCCAGGGAGAAAUCCACCCUUCUGACUCUCCGGCAGAUUCUGAAAGGAAAAGGGAAAUGACAGACCGCACUUGGCCCUGGGUUCAAAUAUAUAACUUUGGCCGCCAGCAAAGCUGGGAGCGAGAAGCUGCAGGUGGGAGCAGAGAGAUGACCGAGGCUCCCCGGGGGGCCCUGAGGUGGCAGAUUUCCCGGUCGGAUUCGGAGAGCAGCAGCGGUGCGGAAAGCAGGCAAGUCAACAGGCUCACGCUGAACUCCCCUGGAGAGGAAAGCAAGGCCGAGAUCCUGAAUUGGCUGGAUUUUUCUGCGGGGAAGGAGAACGGAGAGACAGAGAGCCAAGAAGCGGAAGAACAAACUUCCGGCAACCCAGCCAUGGUCACUGGAGAAAUGGUGGCUGGUCUCCCUUGGCCUGCCAGAGCUCCCAAUGGCUGUCACGUAGGUGGAGAAAGGAAGCCAGAGGAGUCUGAGAGCAUCAAGGUAGACAAAGGCCUCGAGAUAAAGAGGCCCACUGUCCUCAGUCUUGAUUUGGUUUCUCCCCAGACUAGGAAACCCUCCAAGCAGACCUGCAGCCCCUCUCUUGCGGUCAAGGAAGAUGAGGGGCUCUGUGGCCAACUGGGAUUUGAUUCCCGCAGCCCGGUGGAGGAUUUGCAGAGCCCUGAAACCGAAACCCGACCUAUGGAGACUUCCUCCGAGUCUUCUCCAAGCACGGUUGUGAUGUUGCUGUGUUCUUCUCACGCUUCCAGCCAAGCUUCUGGGGAAACAGCCCAAGGAGACGAGCCUCUUUUGCCACCGCAGCAAAGAAAGAGAACAACACAACAGGAGGAGGAAAAGGCCCUGAAAGUCGCCGAUGUGAAGAAGACGUUUGAAAAGCGGAAGCCGGCAGCCAAGAAGGUGGCAUCACCUGCUAGAAAAGUGCCAGCACUGGAGACAUCACCUCACUCGUUUCUUGGCUCCGGCAGCAACACCAACCAGAUGUGCUCUCCCGAAGCAUCAGCUAGCACAGCUGAGGGAUUCUGGGAGCUGUAGUCCAGCACAUAGGUGGAUGCCUUUCCUCUGGUCUUAACCGGACACCACUCAGCAGCCAUGGAAGCUGGUGGGGAGCAGCAUCUGAGGACAAGACACAUUCAUUUGUUCACAGCUGCCUUGUGGUGUGCAAAGAUGCCAGAAAUCUUUCCCCAAAAGGUCACUUUGGAAAUGGGGACCUUACCCUCUUGGCUUCUCUAGCUAGCCUCGUGGUCACGAAGGUUACCUGCUAGAGCUUGAGUGCAUUUCGGAAUAAAAUAAUAUCAGGGCACGGCUGCCAGCCAUAACUCUGGAGGAAAACUUAAGACACAACCUUGGCAGAGUUCGCUGCAAGACCAAGGAAGAUCAUUGCACGUGUUUAACCCUGUUGCUCUGAUAAGAAAAACUAGGUCCCCGAGGGAAAGAAAGUGCCAAAAAGAGAGAGAGAAAGAGAAAGGGAAAAAAAAGAAAAGAACUUAGAGCUACACCCAAGAGAAGGGUGUAGAACAAUUAAUAAGUGGAACGACUUCUCUGCAGAAGUUGUGAAUGCUCCAACACUGGAAAUUUUUAAGAAAAUGUUGGAUAACCAUCUGACUGAGAUGGUGUAGGGUUUCCUGCCUGGGCAGGGGGUUGGACUAGAAGGCCUCCAAGGUCCCUUCCAACUCUGUUGUUAUUGUUAUUGUUAAGGGGAGGGAAUGACCAGCCCUGAGCUGCCCUGUUAUCAGCAAGUGGGAAUAUUCUCUCUUAGCUCAGAGGGGGAAAGAGAGAAGGUCUGGUGGUGUGAAUGAGGCCACAAUGUCAGUGAUGUUUGAUUUGGUUGUAAAUUAAAAUGGGGUGUGUACAAAAAA